Molecule: messenger RNA, 3839 nt
Organism: Phalaenopsis equestris
Lineage: Eukaryota; Viridiplantae; Streptophyta; Magnoliopsida; Asparagales; Orchidaceae
Product: glutamate receptor 2.9-like
Cellular component (GO): plasma membrane
Molecular function (GO): signaling receptor activity; ligand-gated monoatomic ion channel activity
Source: RefSeq, a predicted model, not a curated record
UAUAAAUAUUAAAAUUUGGGGGGUCUACAUGUAAAGUGCCCGAGACUAAGGAAGAAGUCAACCAUUUGCAAAUGUUACUCAAAAUUGGUAACUUUGACUAAAUCAGAACAUAAAUGUCUCAGUUUUCCCUCCGUCCCUCCCACCUUAAACCGAAGAGAAGAAAAGCGUAGCGAAUGGCUGAGUGGAGCUACUUGCUACUAAUGACAAACCUGGUCCCCUUCCUCGCCCUCCUCCCGAUCUUCUUCUCCGCCGUCAUCCCCUCCGCCCACUCAUUGGCGACGGUGAAGGUGGGCGUAAUCAUGGACCUCACCACCGCCGUCGGCCGUGGCUCUCUCGUCGCCCUUUCACUCGCCCACUCCGACUUCUAUGCCUCCCAUCCAGAUUCUCCCGCACAGCUCCUCCUCCUCCCCCGCAACUCUUCGCACUCUGACCCCGUCGAUGCCGCCUCUGCAGCCCUUGAUCUCAUCUCUAACCAUCAGGUCGCAGCCAUUCUCGGUCCCGAAACCUCCUCAUCCGCCGAUUUUGUAACCAAUCUCGGCGCCCGCGCUCGCGUUCCCAUCAUGUCCUUCACCGCUACCUCCCCCACCCUCUCCCCCUCCCUCUCCCCAUUCUUCAUCCGCGCCGCCCCCUCCGACGCCGCCAUGGGUCCUGCAAUCGCCACCCUCGCGUCCGCGUUUUCUUGGCGCCGAUUAGUUCCCAUCUACGAAGACUCUGAUUUCGGCGACUCUCUUAUUCCCAAUCUCAUCGACGCCCUCUCCACCUCCGGCGACUCACAAAUCCCCUAUCGAUGCCCUAUUCCACCCGACGCAUCAGAUGACCGCAUAUCCAUGGAGCUUUACCGCCUCAAAACCCUACAAACCCGCGUAUUCGUGCUCCACGCACCUUCAGCCCUAGCAGCACGGAUCCUCACCUCGGCCGCGAAUGCGGGCAUGACUGAAACUGACUACGCAUGGAUACUCACCUCCGCCGUCGCCGGCCAGCUCGGUUCCAUCAAUCCUGUCACCAUUCUCAAUUCGAUGCAGGGCGACAUCGGCGUCCGCCCCUUCAUCCACCGAACAAACCGCAUCCGUGACUUCGAACAUCGUUGGCGAGUCGAAUUCCUAAAACAGAACCCUAACUUCGAGAUCGCCGCCUCCGACCUCAGCCCAUUCAUCUACUACGCUUACGAUUCCUUCUGGGCGGUCGCCACAGCCGCCAACACAGUAAUAGCCGCCAAUCCCCGCAUAUUGAGUUCAAAUCCGGCGAGCAAUCGAUCCAGUACAUCUCCUGCAGAGAUCUCGAAAAUACGGGGCUCGAACAUAGGGCCGAAGAUUCUGAAAUCUAUUCAAGAAACAGAGUUCGACGGAAUGAGCGGGCGAUUCCAACUGGUGGAUGGGGAGCUGAACGUAUCGGCGUUCCAGAUCGUGAAUGUAAACGGGGAAGGGGCCAGGGGAAUUGGAUUUUGGACGAUGAAGAAGGGAUUAUCUAAGAAUCUGAAUUCUAGCGGAGCUGGUUACUCGGCCGAUAGGAGUGAUCUUGGGGCCGUGAUAUGGCCGGGGGAAUCGGUGGCUCCGCCGAAGGGGUGGGAGGUACCGACGGGCGGCAAGAAGAUGAAAUUUCUGGUGCCGGGGCCUGUGGAUCCGGGAUUCCAUUCAUUUCUCAGCGUGGUUAGGGAUCCUGAGACCGGGAAGCUUGAUGUCGGAGGGUAUGUGAUCGAGAUUUUUGAGGCUGCUGUGCGGCGGCUUCCAUACGCGCUACCUUUUGAGUACGCGUCAAUGGCGAACGACGGCGGGAGAAACACCGUCGACUACAACGCGCUGGUUAGAGCCGUCUUCGACCAGGAGUACGACGGCGUGGUGGGCGAUGUAACGAUAACAGCCAACCGAUCGGAGUACGGCGGUUUCACCUUCCCCUACACCGCCUCCGGCGUGUCCAUGUUAGUCCCCGUUCGCGACGUCCGGAACCACCGAGCAUGGAUCUUCCUCAAGCCCCUCACCACCGACCUCUGGCUCGUCAGCGCCCUCUUCUUCAUCUUCACCGGAAUCAUCGUCUGGUUCCUCGAACACCGCAUCAAUCCAGACUUCCGCGGCCCUCCCUCCCACCAGCUCGGCACCGUCUUCUACUUUUCCUUCUCCACCCUCGUCUUCGCCCACAAGGAGACCAUAAUGAGCAAUCUAUCGAAGCUGGUGGUAACAAUCUGGGUGUUUGUGGUGCUCAUACUCACUUCAAGCUAUACUGCCAGUCUAACUUCGAUGCUGACCGUGAGGCAGGUCCAGCCGAGCAUAACUGACAUUCACGAGCUCAUUGACAACCGGAGGAACGUCGGCUAUCUCCGCCAUUCUUUUGUCAAAGGGCUUCUGGUCACAAAUGGGUUCCAUGAGUCGCAACUCUUCGGAUUGAAGUCUCCGGAUGAGUACAAGGAUGCGCUCUCCAACGGCACCGUCGCCGCCAUCAUCGACGAGAUCCCGUACCUCAAGCUUUUUCUCAAGUCUUUCUGCGACAACUUCACUAUGGGCACCCAGCUCUACAAAACCUCUGGUUUUGGAUUCGUUUUCCCCAAAGGCUCCUCACUUGUUACAGACAUGUCGAGAGCAAUUCUGAACCUGACGGAGAGCAAUGAAAUGGUGGAGAUCGAACGGCGGUGGUUCGGCGACCAAUCAACCUGUCCUAAACAGGGUAGCAGCUCCAACUCCGCCUCCAAUAGCCUCGACAUCACACCGAAAUUCCGCAGUUGGCAAAGACCCAUUGGAGAACAAACUGUUGAGCAACCCCAGAGCUCCAGCAACAACGCUAAAAGAAGCUCCCUUCAGAUCCAACCAUUCAGAAGCCCAACAGUCGCUGAAGACAUCGUUCCAACGAUUGCCCCAAUCAUCGCCAAGCCCAUAUUAAUUGAAGGUGAACCAGAAUUGGAAGACAUCAAUACAUCAUUACCUUCAACCGAAGAUUGUAAAGAACUUGUAGCUGACGAAGGUAAUUUUCUCUCUGGUGUCUUGGAAAAACUGUUAUUAGCUCCUAUAGUUGAAAAAGAAUCUCAACGACAUCGAAUUUUUCACACAAGGUGCGCUGUAAUGGGGAAGGUUUGUGAUCUACUUAUUGACAGUGGUUGCACUGAAAAUAUUGUGUCCAAGAGAAUGGUCAAGGCAUUACAAUUGAAUACUACCAAACAUCCUAAUCAAUACAAUAUUGGUUUGGUUAAGAAAGGAGUGGAAACGACUGUGACUGAAUCAUGUAAAGUCUCGUUCUCCAUACGUAAGCAUUACGAGUGCGAAGUUAAAUGUGAUGUCAUAGAGAUGGAUGUGUGCCAUAUUAUAUUAGAUGGACGUUGGCAAUAUGACAAGACAGCAUGGUAUGAUGGAAAGAGCCAUGCUUAUACGUUCGGAUGGAAAGAAUCAAACUGUGUUGUAAUGCAAGAAGAUAUUUCGGAGAAUUCUAAAUUUGUGAAGCCGGAUACUCCCCAUGAAGUUAUAAAAUUGCUGCAGCAAUUUGAUGAUGCAAUGCCCGUCAAACUCCCAAAUACGCUCCCACAUGUCUGUGCUAUUCAACAUCAAAUCGGUUUGAUACCGGGUGCAACUCUUCCCAACCUGCCGUACUAUAGCAUGAACCCGAAAGAACAAUUCCUGUUGAAAGAAAUCAAUGAUGAAUUCCUACGCAAGGAUUACUUCCGUCCGAGUUUAAGUCCUUGUGCGGAGCCAGCCUUCCUUACUCUCAAGAAAGAUGGGAGUUGGCGAAUGUCCGUGGACAGCCGGACUAAAAACAAAAUCGUUGUGAAAUAUCGUUUUCCCAUGUCAAGGUUUGAAAACCAACUAGAUCGCUUGGCAGGCGCUUCAGUUUUCUCCAAACCGGACCUAAGAAGUGGAUAA